Molecule: messenger RNA, 1746 nt
Organism: Bacillus rossius redtenbacheri
Lineage: Eukaryota; Metazoa; Arthropoda; Insecta; Phasmatodea; Bacillidae
Exons: 5
Coding region: 88-813 (241 amino acids)
Source: RefSeq, a predicted model, not a curated record
CCACAGUCGGACACCCGCCUGCAGUCACUCGUCCGAGCGGCUCUACUCCACAGCAGCGCUGUCUGCUCCUGCUUCCUGGCGCCAGGUAUGAAUAUUUUACGUACGAGCGUCACUAUUGUUGUUUUCCUUUUGACGAUUUUCGCUGUUGCAUUGUGUUGCUCAGCCUCCCACAGUUUGAGGGAUUAUGCUGCGAGAAAGAGGCAGUCAAGUUUUGGAACAAAUUUAACACCGGAUACAAAAGCGGACGGCCAAAAAAUUGAUGCCACUCCAAUUCAAAGCGGAAUGCCUUUCAAUGCCAUCAAGUCUAGCACUCACUCUCUCACAGCAAGGAGAAAGCGAAGGACCAUCGACCCGCCCUACCUAGGCAAGUUGAACUUGUCGGAAUCACGAGUGGUGCAGCACUCGCUGACCAUCGGCAACCUGACGCUGGUCAAGUGGCCCAUGAUGGCCAACUUCGACGCGCAGAAGUACUGCCAGCGGGACGGCGGUCGCCUCGCCGUGGUCAGGGGCCGCCGGGACGUGGAGACGCUGCGCACUCUGCUGGCGCUCUCCUCGCAGGAGCUCGACCGCCACAUCUUCGAGGCGUACGUCACCAUCCUGAGGAGCGUGUCGCGCCAGCAUCACAACAUACACGACUACCACGGCUACGACGCCAUCCUGGACGGCUCGGCGGAGUCCUCGGAGCCGCUCGCGGACUCCUGCACCACGCUGCGCAAGGAGGGCUUGUUCAACGAGGUCGACUGCGGCUGGUCUCUGGCCUUCUUCUGCGAGAACCACCCGGCGUCCGCCCUGCGCGCCAGGCCGCAUCUCUAGCGGCGCGCGCUCCGCAGCCUCUGAGGCCAGCACGUGCUGGCAGGUUGCUUAGCGUGACAAGUACCCAUGUAGUACUUUUGAACAUGGCAAUGACAGCAACAAGCAUUUAAAACCUAGGGCAACGCUUAGGACAUACGAACACAAGAUUCACUUUAAUGGCAAAUUCAGGACAAAGAAGACAGUAAUCAAUUACAAAACCAUUUAUAAGUUAAUUUGUAGGAAAAAGACUUCACAUAAUUAAAAACUCUCAUGUUAUUCUUCUUUAAGAGCAUUAUGAAAAAAAAAUGAUUAAAAAUUAAUUUUUACGAUGCGCGUGUACAUGCAAAAAAUUGAAAGUAUGAAAAAGGACCAAAUGCAAACAACAACAAUAAUUGAGCUUCUAAUCAUAAAACUUAGUGAUUUGAAAAUAUAAUCAAUGUGAAUAUUGGUGACAGAAAUAUAUUUUAUAAUUGUUUUAAAGUGAAUUUUCAAGUAAUUUUAUGCGUAUGUUUAAGGUAGUAUUUAUUUAAUUUUUUUAUUUGAUAUAAUUUAAGAAUUACCUGAAGUCUUUAUAAUAUGAAACCAGAACUUUUAUUAUUUUCUAUAAAUUAUUUGCAUGCAAGAUUAAUUUUUUUUUCACACAUCCUAACGCGCGUACCAUGGUACACGCACCUAUUUAUUUGUAUUUACGAUAGAUUGUUUGUAUUUAGUUUUUUUUAAUCUCUAAAAAUUUCGUUGCAUGAUACAUGGUAUUGUAAAAAUUCACUUUAAUCCUUUUAUCAUAACGCGCCUUAGGAAGCAUAACUUAAAAUUUUUAAUUUUCCGUUAUUUUUUAACUAUAUUCCUUCAUUUUAAUGAAAUACUGCUUCACGGAUUUGUGUUUUUAACAAGUAUACUUGUAAAGCAUAUCAAACCCGAUUGUUUUUUUUAAACAAAUUAUGAAAAACCUUUGAA